UUCUCCACUCCUCUUUGUCUCAUCUAUCUUUGUACACACACAUCAAAUUCUAGUUCCUUCAUUUGGUUAAAAACACUCACCCUCCUCUUACCUUUCAUAACCUGUCUCUCACAUACAUACUCCAAUAAUGCGUAACACUUGUCUCAAUAUUAUACCAUCAGUGGUUCAAACUUUUGACCAUGAUGACUUUUUUGCUCGCCGCUGCAUAUGGGUGAACGGCCCUGUCAUAGUUGGGGCUGGUCCAUCUGGUUUAGCAGUUGGUGCUGGCCUCAAAAAGCAAGGCGUGCCAUUCAUUAUCCUUGAAAGAGCUAAUUGCAUCGCUUCUCUUUGGAAAAACCGCACCUAUGAUCGCCUUAAGCUUCACCUCCCCAAACAAUUUUGUCAACUACCCUACUUUCCAUUUCCAGAGGACUUUCCAGAAUACCCAACCAAACGCCAGUUUAUCUCUUACCUAGAAUCCUAUGCUGAGCACUUUGACAUAAGCCCACAUUUCAAUGAAACAGUGCAGUCUGCUAAGUAUGAUGAAACUUUUGGUUUGUGGAGGGUCAAAACCAUUAGAGAAACCAGUUCAAAUUCAAACCUAAUUGGUGAUUAUCAAGUUGAGUACAUUUGCCGGUGGCUUGUGGUGGCCACUGGUGAGAAUGCAGAGAAAGUGGUGCCAGAGUUUGAAGGCUUUGAAGAGUUUGGUGGCCAUGUCAUUCAUGUUUGUGACUACAAAUCCGGCAAGAGAUAUUGCGGGAAGCGUGUGCUAGUUGUUGGUUGUGGUAAUUCAGGCAUGGAAGUCUCCCUCGAUCUUUGCAGCCACGAGGCAGAACCAUCAAUGGUUGUUCGAGACUCUGUUCAUGUCUUGCCAAGGGAAGUGAUGGGAAAAUCAACUUUUGAGUUAGCAGUUUUGUUAAUGAAACGGCUGCCACUUUGGCUUGUCGAUAAGAUACUGCUGAUUCUAGCUUGGUUGAUUCUUGGAAAUGUUGAAAAGUAUGGUCUGAGAAGGCCAUCCAUAGGUCCUUUACAACUCAAAAAUAGUGCAGGAAAGACUCCUGUGCUGGACAUUGGUGCAUUACAAAAAAUUAGAUCUGGUGAGAUCAAAGUGGUCCCUGGAGUCAAAAGGUUCUUCCCUGGCAGAGUUGAACUUGUUAAUGGAGAUCAUAUUGAGAUUGAUUCUGUUAUUCUGGCAACUGGGUAUCGCAGCAAUGUUCCUUCAUGGCUAAAGGAAAAUGACUUCUUUUCCCAAGAUGGGAUUCCAAAAAAUUCAUUUCCUAAUGGGUGGAAAGGGAAAGCUGGGCUCUAUGCAGUUGGGUUCACAAGGAGAGGCCUCUCUGGAGCAUCUUUGGAUGCAAUUAGUGUAGCACAUGACAUUAGCAAGAGCUGGAAAGAAGAAAGAAUGCUUUUUUAUUUUUUAUUUUUUAUUUUUUUUGUGUCUAUUUUUGUUUCCUUGGUUUCGAGAUUGAUAAGUCAAAUUGAGAUCAGUUUGUGUAGAGAAGUUAGAACACAAGAAAAAGGAACAUAUAACACACAAAAUUUAGCCCUGUCCUAGAGAAAUCCCAAAAUGUGAAAAUAAUUGGAUUUCUUUUUCUUUCUUUUUUGUACCAAGGAAGAUGAGGCUUAUUGUUUUCUUGUUCUAAGCAUAC
This is a messenger RNA of Quercus robur (English oak), 1628 nucleotides long. RefSeq names its product probable indole-3-pyruvate monooxygenase YUCCA3. NCBI's taxonomy places the organism in Eukaryota, Viridiplantae, Streptophyta, Magnoliopsida, Fagales, Fagaceae. The record is from RefSeq and is a predicted model, not a curated record. The coding region runs from base 128 to 1534 and encodes 468 amino acids. Gene Ontology annotation, molecular function: N,N-dimethylaniline monooxygenase activity; flavin adenine dinucleotide binding; NADP binding. The transcript is spliced from 3 exons.